AUGGCACCAGUUCAAGUUCACGUUGGCGUCUGUGGCGCCGGCCUGGGUGGCCUAGCAGCAGCGAUUGCUCUGAAACGAGGAGGCGCAAAGGUCACCAUCCUCGAGGCCGCAACAGAGUUGGGAGAGAUCGGGGCGGUUGACGAAGUGCGUACUUGGGGACUGAAUGGACAAGUUGUCACUCGAGUCGACUCCGCGAGAGUCAAGAAAAUAAGUGGUUUCCCACACUACAUCGCACGACGGGACCAUUUCCACGCGGGACUCACAGAGUCUGCUCGCCGUCACGGUGUCAACAUCAUUGUCGACGCUCGUGUGAACAAGCUCGAAUCUACCCCGGACAAGGUCACUGCCACGACGACCAAAGGGGAUUCGUACACAUUUGAUCUCCUCGUGGGAGCCGAUGGCAUCAAGAGCUUCGUUCGUCAACAACUCUUUCCCAAUGUUCAGCCCCGAGCGACGUCCAAGGUCGCCGCUUACCGUGGCGUGGUGACUCGAGAUGAGGUUUUGAGCAAGAUCCCCGAAGCAAAGUCUCUUUUAAGCAACACCAUGGAUAUGUGGACGGGUCCAAAUGGAUAUAUUCUCACUUACCCCUUGUCGGGCGGCAAGGAACUCAACGUCGUCACUUCGUUUUGCAAAGACUACUAUGUCGAGAAGAUGGAAGAGGUCGACAUUGACGAGUUUCGUGCAUACUACAAAGACUACAGUCCGGCCAUCCAAUCCAUCAUCAAGCUCGUCAACUACACACAACGUUGGCCCCUACUCGUCAUGCCACCCAUGCCGAGCUGGACGAACGAGCACAAGAACGUCGUCCUCCUCGGCGACGCGUGCCAUUGCAUGCAGAACCACACGGGCCAGGGUGCCGGCACUGCACAAGAGGACGGUGUUUUCCUAGGUCGCGUGAUCAGCGAGGUCGUUCGGGGCGUGCUCAGCAUCCGUGAAGCGGUGUCCCUGUACGAGAAGAAACGGAUGCCGCGCGCCUGGACGAAGCAGCAGCUCUCGCAAGUCUCGGGAGAACUGAACAUGUGCUCCGACCCGGCGGGUCUCGCGAAGAGGGAUCAAGCUUCGAAGCCGGAACUUGCAGCGCCGGGCGAGGGGUCUGGGUCGUCAGCAGCAUUCCCAGAACUUCCACCGAACUACCGAUCGUGGCAGGUCUUUGAUUCACCAGAUAGUGUGCCGGGGAUAUUCUACUACGAUGCAGAAGGAGACGCCGACAACGCCGUGUGCGAGUAUCUACAAGAGCAAGAUCGCGAGAGGGGAGAAGUCGACAACAUAACGAUGGUAGGUAAGUGCUUGAGUCGGAAAUGGUGGGGUGCCGUUGAAUACAACGGCAUCGAUUGA
Molecule: messenger RNA, 1335 nt
Organism: Exophiala oligosperma
Lineage: Eukaryota; Fungi; Ascomycota; Eurotiomycetes; Chaetothyriales; Herpotrichiellaceae
Exons: 3
Coding region: 1-1335 (444 amino acids)
Biological process (GO): secondary metabolite biosynthetic process
Molecular function (GO): monooxygenase activity; FAD binding
Source: RefSeq, a predicted model, not a curated record